ACUGCAAAUAUACCGUCUCUACGCAGAGGAAAAGGACACAUUCGGUGCCUUCCGUUGCCGUCCUCUUUUUCUUUCCUUACCACAAAUGUCCCAUACCUCCCAUUCCUUUCUGUAACCCUUUAUCCGGUCGCGCUCAAGGACCUACACACAGAGCUCACCUUCUCGGCAUCCCUGUACCACCUUUUCCCAGCAAACACUCUUUUUAUCCACCCCUUUCACCUUUCCUUUAUGUCUUCAGUUCGUCACGAAUCUUCACGGAGCCGUUGGUUUUCGUCCAAGAAUUCCCAGCUGCCCACUCACAAGCCUAUCCAGACCAUGCCAACCUCCAUUCCUUCAGAAAAGCUCCCGACUCACUCUGACAACGUAAAACAUCACCCUGGAAGAUUCUACACCCUUGCCUCUGUCAUUGGAAUCGGUGGCAAGCCUAGGAAACAGCCAGCAGCGUUGCCUGUACAUAACCCACCUUCCAAACCCGACAAUGAGCGCCCUGUCCCCCCUCGCUACACAAACAGACCUCCAGCCCGCUCCAUAUCAUCCACCGUAAGGACACGUGAUGAUUCCAUCGAGGUACACACACCCCUGGAUGCACCCAGAGACCGUCUAUCCUUCCCCCGCUCUGUCUUCACCGUCUCUGACACAGACCCA
This is a messenger RNA of Serpula lacrymans var. lacrymans S7.9, 645 nucleotides long. RefSeq lists its product as uncharacterized. The annotation marks the transcript as partial. The record is from RefSeq and is a predicted model, not a curated record. NCBI's taxonomy places the organism in Eukaryota, Fungi, Basidiomycota, Agaricomycetes, Boletales, Serpulaceae. The transcript has a single exon.